CUGGCCACUCACCCCUCUCCUCCCCUCCCCCUCAGCCCUGUUUUGGUCACACACUUGGGCACACACACACACCUCCCUGCCCUUGUGGUCACUCUGCCCUUACCCCCUCCUCCAGUCCCGAGGGUGCCUCCUGGCUCGGGUCUAGUCUGGUGCUCAGUUAAAGAACCCAGCUGGGAGUGGGAUAGGACCGUCUGUCCUCUGCUCCUGGGAGGUCACAGAGCACACUCACAGCGCAGGUCCCCACAGGAGCAGCUGGAAAAGCCUGCACCAUGAGGCGGAGUGGCACGGCCCUGUCCUUCCUGUGGACUGAGCGAGUCCGAGAGCCAGUGGAUUCUGGAGUGGCCCCUGUCAGCCCCCUAGGUGGGGGUGUGAUCCUGAGACGGUUCUCAGGGACCCUGCUGCUGCCUCCACUGUCCAGCCGCCUGGGGUCCUCUGGGGAGGCGGAGUCUGCUGCCCACGUGGUCUUCACAAUUGGAACUCAAGGGACACAGAGAAACCUUGGCUCAGCUCAGAGCAGCUCAUGGAGACCCAGCUUGUCGGCCCGCGCAGGGGUUCCCCGAUCCCCGAAGCACCUGUGGGGGCAGCUACAGCGCCCCAUCCGCAUCCAGCGGCGCUUCCACUCGGACCCAGAGCGCCCUGAUCGGCCCGCGCCGGUAAAGUCGCGGCUCUCGUGGCCCAGUUCCUUUCACCGCCGCUUUGACCUCGAAAAUGGGCUUCCGGGCGGCAAGGGUCUCCUAGACGCUCAGUCCGGGCCGAGUCUCGGCCGCGCCCUCCAGCCCCCUGUCCAUCAUGUCCAGCGGCGCGAGUCCUUCCUGUACCGUUCGGACAGCGACCAUGAACCUUCACCCAAGGCUGUGUCCCGGACCUCCUCGGCGGCCAGUGACCUACAUGGAGAAGACAUGAUUGUCACGCCCUUCGCCCAGGUCCUGGCCAGUCUCAGGACGGUCCGUAACAACGUGGCUGCCCUUGCACAUGGCCCGGGUAGUGCCACCAGGCAGGUGCUCCUGGGAACCCCUCCGCACAGCAGUCAACAGGCAGCCCCAACAGAGGACUCUGGGCUGCAGCUGGUGCAGGAGACCCUGGAGGAGCUGGACUGGUGCCUGGAGCAGCUGGAGACACUGCAGACUCGUCGCUCAGUGGGCGAGAUGGCCUCCAACAAGUUCAAGCGCAUGCUCAACCGUGAGUUGUCUUACCUGUCGGAAACCAGCCGCUCAGGGAACCAGGUGUCGGAGUACAUCUCGCAGACUUUCCUGGACCAACAGGCUGAGGUUGAGCUGCCUCAGCCGCCCACGGAAGACGACCCAUGGCCCAUGGCCCAGAUCACUGAGCUGCGUAGGUCCUCCCACACCAGCCUUCCCACAGCUGCUAUCCCACGCUUUGGGGUCCAGACAGAUCAGGAGGAGCAGCUGGCUAAGGAGCUUGAAGACACCAACAAAUGGGGACUUGAUGUGUUCAAAGUGGCUGAGCUGAGUGGGAACCGGCCUCUCACAGCUGUCAUAUUCAGCGUCUUCCAGGAACGAGACCUCCUCAAGACGUUCCAGAUCCCAGCAGACACGCUGCUGGCGUACUUGCUGACACUAGAGGGGCACUACCACUCCGACGUGGCGUACCACAACAGCAUGCAUGCUGCCGAUGUGGUGCAGUCCGCACACGUGUUGCUGGGCACCCCAGCCCUGGAGGCUGUGUUCACGGACCUAGAAGUCUUGGCAGCUAUCUUUGCAUGUGCUAUACACGACGUAGACCACCCGGGGGUCUCCAACCAGUUUCUCAUCAACACCAACUCAGAGCUGGCACUGAUGUACAAUGAUUCAUCGGUGCUGGAGAACCAUCACCUCGCGGUAGGCUUCAAGCUCCUGCAGGGGGAAAACUGCGACAUCUUCCGGAACCUCAGUACCAAGCAGAGACUGAGUCUGCGCAGGAUGGUCAUAGACAUGGUGCUGGCCACAGAUAUGUCUAAGCACAUGAGCCUUCUGGCCGACCUCAAGACCAUGGUGGAGACGAAGAAAGUGACCAGCCUUGGCGUCCUGCUCUUGGACAACUACUCUGACCGCAUCCAGGUUCUCCAGAGCCUGGUGCACUGCGCUGACCUCAGCAACCCCGCCAAGCCGCUACCCCUCUACCGCCAGUGGACGGAGCGCAUCAUGGCCGAGUUCUUCCAGCAGGGUGACCGGGAGCGAGAGUCGGGUCUGGACAUCAGCCCCAUGUGCGACAAACACACAGCCUCGAUGGAGAAAUCCCAGGUGGGAUUCAUUGACUACAUCGCUCAGCCAUUGUGGGAGACAUGGGCUGACCUAGUGCACCCCGAUGCUCAGGAGCUUCUGGACACCUUGGAAGACAACAGAGAGUGGUAUCAGAGUAGGAUUCCCUGCAGCCCUCCACACACCAUGGGCUCGGACAGGUUCAAGUUUGAGCUGACCCUGGAGGAAGCAGAGGAAGAGGAGGAAGAGGAGGAUGAAGGGCAGUGCACAGCACUGAACAGGGAGUCCUCAGAGUUACCCAGCACUUAACUCCUGUCCUCUAAGGCCAGCCCAGAGCCCAGGGUCUGCUUUGUCCAACAAGAGUUGGGCUAGCUUAGUGUGGACCGUGGAGUCCUGGUCAGGCCAUGGGCACCUAUGGGCACUGAUGACGUUCCACCACUCAAAGAGGACAGCCAAGGUUUACACAGAGCCAAGCCUGAGGGAGGCUGGGACCAGCUCUGCCCACAGACUGGAAUGGCACCAGCCCUGGGAAGCGCCGACUCCUGCAUCUCAGAAGACAGACUUAGACUCAGCUGCAGUCUGCACGUCAGCUUCAGCACAUGCAGUCGGACUCUGUGUUAUGGUUUAGUUGGUUUCUUUUUUGGCACUAAAGAUGGAACCAAUGUUGCCUUCACCAGUCCAGCUGCAAGCCUUUACUGAGUCCCUCGGGGGAAUCCCUUUCGUAAAAUGCGGGCGGGGAACACUUCCCACUGAGGUCUGGUGUCUCCUGACACCAUUGGCUGCACAAGACUCUUCUUAGAUAUCAGGAGGCCGGUGACCCUCCUAGAAGACCACUGCAGGCCUCAGUCCUCCCAUCAAUGAGGAUCCCCGUCUCCGACAAGAUUGGGCUUCUCAAACCAGUGUGCUGGUGCACCUCUCUUCACCAUAGGCAUCCCCCAGACUUGGCUGUGUGUGUGUGGAGACAGCUGGUCCAGGCUGGGCAGCCUGACUAGAAAUAAAAAGAGCUGGAAGUGGGCUGGAAAGAUGGCUCAGUGGUUAGGAGCACUGACUGUUCUUCCAGAGGUCCUGAGUUCAAAUCCCAGCAACCACGUGGUGGCUCACAAUCAUCUGUAAUGGGAUCUGUUUUUUGUUUUGUUUUGUUUUGUUUGUUUGUUUUCGAUACAGGGUUUCUCUGUGUAGCCCUGGCUGUCCUGGAACUCACUCUGCAGACCAGGCUGGCCUCGAACUCAGAAAUCCACCUGCCUCUGCCUCCCAAGUGCUGGGAUUAAAGACAUGUGCCACCACCACUGUGUGGCCUGAAAUGGGAUCUGAUGCCCUCUUCUUUUGUGUCUGAAGAAAGCAAUGGUUACUCACAUAUAAUAAAUAAAUAAAUCUUUAAA
Molecule: messenger RNA, 3577 nt
Organism: Mus musculus (house mouse)
Lineage: Eukaryota; Metazoa; Chordata; Mammalia; Rodentia; Muridae
Gene: Pde4c
Product: phosphodiesterase 4C, cAMP specific
Exons: 18
Coding region: 270-2507 (745 amino acids)
Biological process (GO): cAMP catabolic process; signal transduction
Cellular component (GO): cilium
Molecular function (GO): 3',5'-cyclic-AMP phosphodiesterase activity; 3',5'-cyclic-nucleotide phosphodiesterase activity; phosphoric diester hydrolase activity
Source: RefSeq, a predicted model, not a curated record